AUGAAGUUAAAGGAGUCAGGUGUAAAGAACGCAGAAGCGAAGUACGAAGUGGUCGCAGAUCGAUGGGAGUGCUGUACGGGGUGGUGCGGGGCGGUGCGGGGUGGUGCGGGCGGUGCGGGGUGGCGGGGUGGCGCCGCCCCCGCAGUAUCGACCGCCACCGCCGCGCACCCAGUAGUAGGCGGCCGCCGGCGGCGCCGAGCAGGUGCGCCUGCAGCCUGCAGCGGGCGGUGCACGGGGUGGGAAGGGGCCCGCGCCAGCCCGCUCUCGAACGUCGUAUCUCGUUGGAUCGCACCCUCGCCCGAGCUGCUCCCGUGCGCCCGCAGCGUACCACCAAACGCGACCCCACCGCAUGCGACACCAUCACCCCUAUGCUACUCACCUUAUCUAUAA
Molecule: messenger RNA, 390 nt
Organism: Parnassius apollo (apollo)
Lineage: Eukaryota; Metazoa; Arthropoda; Insecta; Lepidoptera; Papilionidae
Source: the annotation of a GenBank genome assembly